Messenger RNA from Cokeromyces recurvatus, 1248 nucleotides. RefSeq lists its product as uncharacterized. The transcript is spliced from 6 exons. NCBI's taxonomy places the organism in Eukaryota, Fungi, Mucoromycota, Mucoromycetes, Mucorales, Mucoraceae. The coding region runs from base 1 to 1248 and encodes 415 amino acids. The record is from RefSeq and is a predicted model, not a curated record.
AUGAGCUUAUCUGAAGAUCAAAAAAUUUACGAAUUGUCCAUCAAAGUUAAAGGCUCAAAAAGACUCUUCCAUGACUAUCCUGUCCAGAAUUGGGAUUUUUUGAACUACUAUAACAGCACUCAUAACGAUCGGAAUAAAUUGAAAAUAUAUGCUAAUAUAAAAUUUGACUUUAAGGAUGAUCUUAAUUGGUUCGUACAGCUACCAAACAUUCCAGAUAACAUAACAGCAUUUACUACAAAACUUAAUAACGAUAUUCCUCAUGUUGACAUAACUGGGAAUAUGGUGACAGUAGGUGAUAUAAAUAACAGUGGUAACUGUGAUGGGACCUUGUUCUAUAACAGUAACGUCUAUUCUGGAAAAAGAAAAGAAAUUGAGCAAGAUGUGCAACCAGAUAGAGUAGAUGAGGAUAAUGACAAUUAUACAGCAACAGGAGACUUGAAGUAUUUUGUUAAAUUUUUGAUGGAAGAAGAAAACGAUUACCAUCCAUAUAGCUUAGAAGCUCAUGGAGUUGUUAGAUGCGGUGAGGGUGUCUCACCACGACCCAAUUUGAACAGAGCAUCAUAUAACGAAUAUUGUAAAAGCCACCAAAAUAAAGAAUUUCCAAUACCCUCAGAAGGUGUACCAUAUAAUGAUGCUGUAGUCGAUAGCGAUGAUAUCAUCUCGUUUAGAAAACAGACAAGAAAGGUACCUGAUGACUGUGGAGAUAAUGAAGAAAUUUACAACUUCCUUGAAAGUCUAUUUGUUGCAUCUCUUCAAUGCUAUACGUCUGAACAAGAUAUUUACGAUGGUGAACCAAUAUUUAACAGUUUAUUUGUAUACCCAUAUCUAGUUGCAGUUACAAGAGGUGUGACUUUAAAGAAUUGCUUGGCCGAUUUCAAGCCUAGAGAAGCACACUUAGAAUCAAUGAGUAGACAGCUUAACGCUUUAGGCUCGCGAAAUAAUAAUAAAGGCGAGUACAAAGCUGAUGGUAUUAUCAAACUUUAUGGAAUGAAAAAAAUAGAACUGUUACUGUUGGAAACAUCAGGCAAGAUAAACUAUGACCAUCAUAAGUGCGUUUACGGAAGAUUAGCAAUAUUGAAAACAGUAACUGAUAUUUUUUGCUUUGCCUCGAUUGAAUGCUUCAAAGCCUUUAAAAUUUACUUUUUACAUGCUGAAGUCUACUAUUUUGAAAAGGAAUGUCGUUGCACCUUUGGAGCAUCUACUUUACAGAAGAAUGAUAUUAUGAGUUAUGGAGCGAAGAAAAUUUAG